AUGUUGGAUAACAAGCGCUUGUUCUGGUUCUGGUUUAAUAUUUGUGAACUUUGUCAAUUGUGUGGCUACAUCCGAGAGAUCAAAGAUGAUAGGGAGCUCCGCGAAUGCGAAGAUCUCUUCGCAGAUCACGUCGCUUUUGGUUUUGAAGCCACACCCAGAGGGGGAUUCUUAGCCGAGACCUUCCGAGAUUUCUCCGUCGCACUCCCCAAAUUUAUUUUCGGCGUAUUAUUUCUGGAGUAUUCGCAUCGGAUACUCUACUCUUCACCUCCAGUUGCAAGAUUUGUUUUCAACGUUGUCAAACUUGCUGCUCUAUUGAUCGGCUAUAGACUGCUGCUAAUUGCAAUAAGAUUGCUGCUGAUGAUAUGCCUGUUGGAUUGGCCCCCAGAUUGCUGCUGAUUAGUUGUCUCAGACUACUGCUGAUUGGAAUAAGAUUUUGCUCCGAGCAUCAUUCUUGACCAACAUUUGUUUUGC
Molecule: messenger RNA, 471 nt
Organism: Ananas comosus (pineapple)
Lineage: Eukaryota; Viridiplantae; Streptophyta; Magnoliopsida; Poales; Bromeliaceae
Exons: 5
Coding region: 1-396 (131 amino acids)
Source: RefSeq, a predicted model, not a curated record